CGAAAAGACAUCAUACUGUGUAUUUAGUAUCGAACUUCCAUAAACAUGAGCGUUAAGGUCUUUGUAAUUGUAGCAACUUUUCUGGGAAAAUCGUUUGGAUUGCCUUUUGACUCCAACACAUCUGCAAUUGUUAGAACAGAAUUGCCUGAUAUACAUAAACCUGUGACAUUAGGGAGUACCCCUUAUCUACCGUUACUGAAAUUCAAUGACACUGUUUACUAUUAUGGGGUAAUUUUAGGGGGUACCGCGGCUCAAGUUGAACUUUUCUGUAGUUACCACAACAUGCAGUUGGUUAGCAUUCAGACCUUUGAAGAGAGUCAAAAUUUAAUUGCUGGACUGGAAUCUUUCUUGCAAGUUACAGAGAACAUGGUAUUUUGGACAUCAGGCAAAAAGUUUGGCAACAGCUGGAGAUGGGAGUCUACUGGCCGACCGGCACAUUACACAAAUUGGGCUAAAGGAGAACCGAACAACUCUGGUGGAAAUGAGACAUGCAUUGAAGUACUUUUCAACAGCGCCCUUAAGACGUUAGAGUGGAAUGACAAAAAUUGCGAAGCUGUUAACUAUUUUAUAUGCGAAAGUAGAGACUAAUAAAUCCAACAUUUUAACACUUUGAGUGCCAUGUGAAGCAGCGUUUGUUUCACACUUUUCUAGAUCUUGCAUGUCGGCGUACAGCAAACUUCGCUUAGCUAAAUAUUUACUUGGAGCCCUGUGCUAAUGAGCUUGUCGCACGCGGCCAUACAAUUUAUAUCACAGUAUUAAAUUAUUAUUAUCACAAAAUAGAAAUGAGAAGAGUGCAAUACUAUAACCUCAUCUGCCAAAGGAAAGGUUGUCUAUGAACAAGUAACAAAAUACGAAAAAUGAAAACAAAAUGCUCAUAGCUAUAAAGUGUUUUCACUAUUACACCUAUCAUAAAACACUUUGAAGCUAUUAAAUGACGUAGCAAUAACCAACCUGUCUGGUAGACUGUUUCAAGAGUUGAAUACGCGAUUGAGGAGAUACCAUUGACUUUCUAAACGGCUCCUUUUGCAGUUUAAAGCUGUCGCGGAUAUUGCUGCGCGGCAGUUGAUGAGAUUUCUGCCGCGCACAAGCAGUUUCCCGUACAGGACAAGCAAAUUCAAGAAUUGUCCCUACAAAUGUUUUGUAAAUGAAGGCCCAAGUGUUGACGUCAGAUCCUAAGACCUCUCCAUCAUGUAUAGAAGCUAGAAUGUGUGGCAUGAGGGUACUAACUAUGUGUUUGGCCUGUUAUCACGCAAGGAAUUGAUACUAGAUCUAAUAAUUUUUGUUUUUCACCUAUUGGUACAAGCCAUAUCAUAGAAGUAAACCAAAGCUAUAUUCAUGGUAGCACAAUGUGUUCUAAUGUUGAAGCCUUUUUCUGGACUUCCUUGCUACCCAAAAUCUUAGCAUUUUCUUAUAGGAUUUCAACGCCUUCUUUGUUUAGUCAUUUGUAAAAUGUGGUUAUCUGGAUAAUUCAUGGUAGCAUUGUUAGCUUCGCUUUCAUCCAGUUGAUGAGCUCGUAUAGUAACUCUUUGAAUCCUGCAAUACUUAUUGUAUUCUUU
Molecule: messenger RNA, 1556 nt
Organism: Acanthoscelides obtectus
Lineage: Eukaryota; Metazoa; Arthropoda; Insecta; Coleoptera; Chrysomelidae
Source: the annotation of a GenBank genome assembly